AUGGUUCACGAUAAAGUCAACCAUAAUUUCAGCGAUUCCCGCUUUGAGUGGGACGCUGGGGAGAACUAUCAGCCCUGCAUCAAGCUCUCCUUCUUUUUUAAGAAGCUCCACAACGUCGACGAUGACCAUUUCCAAAUGCACUACAACCACGUGCACGCCGAUCUGACCGUCGCAGCGAAGCUAUUCAAUGUGGUGAAGAUACAGAGAUAUGUUCAAACUUAUCAAACACCGCAAAUGAAGGCAAAGAUCAAGGCGGCGGGGAUGGAGGUCCUGGAUUAUGACGCUUGUUCGCAGAUUUGGGUGAGGGAAUGGAAGGAUUGGGAGCGGUUCUCUACGAGUCCGGAGUAUGCGGCUGCGUUGCUACCUGAUGCGGAUCACUUCAUGGAUUACAAGACGAGUGGAAUCAAGGUGUUUGCUGGACACGAUAAUAUCAUCUUUGGAAAAGCAAUUCCUGACUGUGAUGCGACGGAUGGCGUCACCCGCGAUGAUAGCCAGGAUGAAGAUCCUGCAAACAUAAAGCGAGAAGACUCUCCUCAGGUCAAGGAGUGA
Molecule: messenger RNA, 549 nt
Organism: Didymosphaeria variabile
Lineage: Eukaryota; Fungi; Ascomycota; Dothideomycetes; Pleosporales; Didymosphaeriaceae
Exons: 3
Coding region: 1-549 (182 amino acids)
Molecular function (GO): oxidoreductase activity
Source: RefSeq, a predicted model, not a curated record